CUCAAGGAGCUCGGUGCUCUCGGGCCCGGCGAGAUCUUCCGCGCGUGCCCAGGAAAAGGGUUUUGCGUACACGGAGAGCAUGUCGGCCAUGAACGCGGACGACUUUCUGCCGAUUCAUAUUUACGUGGUCGUGCACUCGGGGCUCCAGCGGCCGUACUUUGCCAAGGAAUUCCUCGGCGCCAUGAUCCACCGUCCAAAAUGCUGGGCAAACCGGGUACUUCCUCACCAUGUUUGA
Molecule: messenger RNA, 235 nt
Organism: Saprolegnia parasitica CBS 223.65
Lineage: Eukaryota; Oomycota; Saprolegniomycetes; Saprolegniales; Saprolegniaceae
Exons: 1
Source: RefSeq, a predicted model, not a curated record